Molecule: messenger RNA, 338 nt
Organism: Bombus huntii
Lineage: Eukaryota; Metazoa; Arthropoda; Insecta; Hymenoptera; Apidae
Exons: 1
Coding region: 14-331 (105 amino acids)
Source: RefSeq, a predicted model, not a curated record
CGAACGAGAAAAUAUGGGAACCGUUUCGAUCGAUCUUCGAUCACUGGACACAAGUGAAAGGCGAGGCCAGCUGGGUGGAAGUUCUCAUGCCGCGGGAUCCUCGAACGAGGGUCCUGAGCCGGAUGACUCGGACGCCGCCAGCAACGAAGCUCGUCUACGGGGUGUGCUGCAACCGACCUCGACCGAGGAUCAGGCGGGAAAUGUUCGACGACUUCCGGCGGAGGACGCUGAACCUCGCGGUCAAAUACUGAAACUCGGUUAUCCAAAAGGCAAACGAAACAACGGGAAGAAAUCAACUCGGUGCAAACGCAGGGUCACGUUCGCCGUAUAAGUUCCAU